Molecule: messenger RNA, 1260 nt
Organism: Nerophis lumbriciformis (worm pipefish)
Lineage: Eukaryota; Metazoa; Chordata; Actinopteri; Syngnathiformes; Syngnathidae
Source: RefSeq, a predicted model, not a curated record
AUGGUGGACCAGAAUUUCCUAGAAGCCGUCCAGAAGCCUCGCCAAACUCCUCCUAUGCCCAAGUUUUUGCCUCGACGACCGCCGAAGCUGCAGACUGCUUGGCAGCUGCCUCCGGAGUCCCACAGCCACGCCCCCAACCAUCACUUUCCUUUAGAGUACCCCAAGAUGAAGACCAACAACAUGAAGGUUUUGACGUUGCUGCUCGUCGUCUGGAAUGUGGAGGAUACAUCUGCUGCACGACAUUCCCUGAAAUACUACCUCACCGCAACUUCCGGGUUGCAAAACUUCCCCGAAUUUGUGGGUAGCGCCGAGCUGGACGGUGUCCGGAUUGGCUACUGCGACAGUAACAUCCAGUCUGCGGAGCCUAAACAAGAAUGGAUGAAGGAGCUGGUGCGGGAUGAGCCGGAGCACCUGGACUGGUACAAGUUCAAGUGCUCCGGCAACCAGCAGGUCUUCAGGAACAAUCUCAAAGCUUUGACUCAACGGCUGAACCGUUCUGGAAGCAGCCAUGUUUUACAGCGAAUGAACGGCUGCGAAAUCAAUGAUGAGACUGGUGAGGUGGAAGGCUUUAAUCAGUACGCAUAUGAUGGGGAAGACUUCAUCGUGUUGGACCUGGAGACCCUGACGUGGACAGCGCCCUCCCCGCAGGCUUUCACGACCAAGCUUCUUUGGGACACGCAAUCCGAGAGACUGGAAUACAACAAGUACUACUACAUCCACAAGUGCCCUCAGUGGCUGAGGAAGUACGUGCAUUACGGCAGGAGCGUCCUACAGAGAAAAGAGCUUCCUUCAAUGUCUCUCCUCCAGAAGACACCCUCGUCAAUGGUCCGUUGCCACGCCACAGGUUUCUACCCCGAUCUAGCUAUGAUGUUCUGGAGGAGAGGUGGCGAAGAGCUCCAUGAGAACGUGGAACACGGCGAGAUCCUGCCCAACCAUGACGGAACCUUCCAAAUGAGCGUUAACGUCAACGUAUCAGCGGUGCCGCAGGAUCAGUGGGCGGAGUAUGAAUGUGUGUUCCAGCUCGACGGUGUCAAGGAGGAGCUGGUUGUCAAGUUGGAUAAAGAUGCCAUCAGAACCAACUGGAUUCCUCCACCAGAGUUUCCGACUGGUGUGGUCAUUGCGUGCGCCAUUGGGGCGCUGCUGGUCCUUCUGGCGGUGGGAGUAGGACUACACAUCUGGAGAAGAAGGGUUGACAGUGACGGUCUCUGGACUUGUCAGGGAAGCUCAAAUAUGAACUCCAAGACAAGUGUUACCUCGAUU